Macrosiphum euphorbiae (potato aphid) is the source of this 342-nucleotide messenger RNA. The record is from the annotation of a GenBank genome assembly. NCBI's taxonomy places the organism in Eukaryota, Metazoa, Arthropoda, Insecta, Hemiptera, Aphididae.
AUGAGAAAAAUCAAUUUAUGUAAAAAAGUAGAUACUGCUCGUAACAGGAUGCAUAAAAAACACAAUUGUUUAAAAGUAUACUUAUUGGCAAGCAUAUCACCACCACCAAUAAGACGACUAAUUUUUAUUAACUUGGAGAGACAAAAUCAGAAAAAUGGCCUGAGAAAUAAAAUGUACAGACAGAUGGCUACAAUUUCUCGACUAAAAUCGAGAAAAGGUUUGUUCAGAAUCUCCUGUGCCUUACUAAAUGACCCCUCUCAAAGUAGAAUAAAUGCAUGGAAAGAUAUGACCGAGGAUAUUAGAGACUGGAUUGAACCUGGAACACUUACCUACAGUGUAUGA